GGUAAGUAGGUAAUGGUAGAGUCCACGUCACCUAACCCACCGUUAAAUACCAGCCUUCCAUUUCAUUUAUUUUCUCUCUAACCAAACAAGACCCUCUCUCUCUCUAAAAAAUACUCUCCUUCUAUACAAAGUUAUCAGCUUUUUUCUUUAUCUUUUCCUAUUAUUAUUAUUAUUAUCGUUUUUGUUUUUCUAAAAAAUUAAAUACAUUAAUUAAUAAAACCCUAAGAAAGAACCACCCUAUUCUUUUUAAUUACCUUUCCCCUUUUGCAGAUCUAACCCAACAAAACUCAGGUUUUCAACAACUUUCCUAAUUCAUCAAUCUUUAAGCUUGAGUUUGUGAACGUGAAUUGCGAGAUCCCUUAUUUCGGAAAUCGUAUCACUGCGAAGGGGAGCUGAACACGCUGGGCUGGAAGAAUUCCUAUAGCGAAGGAAUUGGCGUCACUGUGCCGAAGGCAAGAACACGCGAUAAACCAUUCAUUGCUAGGGUCUUUUGCUGUCUCUAAUUUUGGUCAUUCAGCGUUGAGAAUUUGUGUGUGGGUUCCAGUGAUUGAGAGCAAUAACCUGUGAUCAAUGACUCGUAUUCUGGUCCAACGGGGCAGUGGUUCUUCUUCUUCUUCAAACCAAAGUCGAGCAGGGUCCUCUUCAGCUGCUCGGCCAGAGACUCAGGUCACAGUCACCCCUCAGGUCCUUUCAACUUUAAAAGAUGAGGAAAUUGGCAGUGACUCACAAGAGCUUCACGUUGCGGAUGAGCUCUUUGAGUAUUGUGGGAGUGCUGACGCAAAGGCAGUAAAAAAUGAUGAACUAGUGGUAGAAGGCAUUAGCGUCGAUAGAAAUGAGAUUUUUAGUGGUGAAAUUGUUGUUAAUGAGAAAUUGGUUGAUGCCGAGGGUGCCAAAUCAGGGGACUUGGUAAAAGGAUUUGGUGAGUUGACAAUAAUGGAGAGCUCCACAGCUGAUAGUGAAGGUUCAAGCAGUGCUUCUCCAAAUGCUGCUAGUGAGAGUCCACAACCACCACCACCUCCUGUGCCACCUCCAAAGCCUAUAGCAACAAAUUCUAACUCAAGGAAGUCUGCGUCGGGGAGCUCAAAUUCUGUUCGGAGUGGAUCAUCUAGAAGAGCAGUUGCUUGGCCUGUUGUUUCUACAAGAACUUCUCCUACUGGAUCACGGCCUUCCUCUCCUAUGUCUCAUGGCGAUUGUGAGGGGUAUAAUAGUGCUGAUGAGCAGAACCCUUGCUUUGUUUCCUCAUAUGAUGAUUUGGAAAGAGAACGCCAAUUUGAGAUUGACUUGAGGCGGGCUAAAGGAUUAGAAGUCAAAAGAAUGUUAGAGGAUGGGAAUUGUCUAUUCCGUGCUGUGGCUGAUCAAGUGUAUGGAGAUUCUGAAGCAUAUGAGUUGACUAGACAAAUGUGCUUGGACUAUAUGGAACGAGAGAGGGACCACUUUUCUCAAUUUAUUACAGAAGGUUUUACAUCUUAUUGUAAGAGGAAGAGAAGGGAUAAGGUUUAUGGGAACAAUGCGGAGAUCCAAGCUUUAUCAGAGAUGUAUAACCGACCUAUCCACAUUUAUUCCUACAGCACAGAACCUAUCAACACAUUCCAUGGAAAUUACCAUACCGAUUCACCACCCAUUAGGCUAAGCUAUCAUCAUGGUAAUCAUUACAACUCUCUUGUUGAUCCACGUCGACUAACAAUCGGUGCGGGGCUUGGUUUCAGCUGUCUUCAAGGGACAAAUGUGGACAAGGAUAAGGUUAAAGCUGCAAUUAAAGCACAACAAGACCAGCAGAUUGAUAAUGCACUUUUAGCUGAGGGACGGUUUUACUCAGAUCUUGAGCUUACUGAGAAAGAGAUUGAACGCAUGGUGAUGGAAGCUUCUCGAGCAGAGUAUCUGGCCGAUGACAAGUUUAAGCAGCAACUUAGUCGCAAAGAAUCUUCUACCUCUGCUGCUGAACCAUCGUCUUCAGGAGCAAGAUCAUCAGGCAGUGAGACAAAGAAGGAAGGGGCAGGGGCAAGGGAAAGCAAUUUGCAGGACACAGUCCUGAGCAGUAGUAUGCAGAUGGUUUUGUCAAUGGGAUUCAGCUAUCUGCAAGUGAUCGAGGCAUACAGCAUAUUUGGCGAUGAUGUGGAUUCGAUGGUUUGCUAUCUGUUGGAAACAGACAGUAGCAGACGGAAAGGAAAAGCAGCAGAAUAAGCAGCUCAGAGCAUCUGUAACUUGAAUGAAAAAUGAGAGAAUUGUUGAAAUUUAAAUGCAGCUCUUGCUGGAAGGAUAUAACUUGUAAUUGACGUUCAAUCAAUGAGAAUGGGCAACUAGUAGUUCCUAUUAAAUUAAAAUUUGAAGUUCUGUUU
Messenger RNA from Mercurialis annua (annual mercury), 2336 nucleotides. RefSeq names its product OVARIAN TUMOR DOMAIN-containing deubiquitinating enzyme 6. Bases 571 to 2181 code for a protein of 536 amino acids. NCBI's taxonomy places the organism in Eukaryota, Viridiplantae, Streptophyta, Magnoliopsida, Malpighiales, Euphorbiaceae. Gene Ontology annotation, molecular function: cysteine-type deubiquitinase activity; K63-linked deubiquitinase activity. The transcript is spliced from 10 exons. Gene Ontology annotation, biological process: protein deubiquitination. The record is from RefSeq and is a predicted model, not a curated record.